Messenger RNA from Cuscuta campestris, 927 nucleotides. The record is from the annotation of a GenBank genome assembly. Lineage: Eukaryota; Viridiplantae; Streptophyta; Magnoliopsida; Solanales; Convolvulaceae.
AAAGGAGAAAAAAAAAAAUAUAAUAUGGACCGACAAGACUCUCUACCGUCUUCAUCUCGCCGGCAAACACCGCCGCAGGAGAAACGACGCCGUGCCAAAUCUAUCGGUUGCAUGUCCGGAAUCUUUCAACUCAUCUCCAAAUACCAGAACAAAACCAAACGCAUCACAUCUGGCAAAAAGAGAGGAAAAGGCAGUGAGGAGUCAUCUCCGGCGGCGGCGGCGGCGUCCCCGGUGAGAGUGAUGACACAAGAUGAUCAAAGGGAAGUGAGAAUAGAAAGAAGCCCGGCGCUGCCGCCGGAGAUCCGCCGGGAAAACGCCAAAGUCCGGCCGGCAUUGGUCGAGAGGCUGAUGGGGUUGGAGGAGAAACCGGCGGCGGCGGAAGGGGAGUGGCUGAUAACGACGGAGGAGAAGAGAAAGAUGCUGCUGCAAGCAAUAGAGAAGUGUAACCAAGACUUGGAGGCGCUUAAGAGUAUUAUAAAGUCGGUGCGAUCGUCACCGGCGAAACCGCCGUCGGCCGCCGUGUUGGACGACCGGGCGAUGAUAACACGUUCCCCGACUUUGGGCAGAAUUCACAGUAAUAACGGUUCGUUCCCAAUUUCCCAAAUCCUUUUUUUACGCCGAUUUUCUUGCAUUAUUCCAUGCCAAAGUAUGGGUUUUGUCUGAAACUAUAACGAUGAUUAUCAUUAUAUAUUUUGACGGAACAGUUUUUUUCAAUUAGAGUGAAAGUUUUUAUAAAAUGUUAAUGAUGUUAAGAUUAAUUCUAAAAAUAUUAACGCUAAAGACUACGUCAGAUAGUUUAUGCUAACCUCUAACGCUGAUGUUAAACGGGACGGUAUUCCAUACUCCGUAUAAUUUACUUUUCAUAUGAAAUACGUAGUAGUACAUUUUUAUAUGCAUUUGAGGUGUGUAUAAACAUUUACCAUUAUA